Daktulosphaira vitifoliae (grape phylloxera) is the source of this 2303-nucleotide messenger RNA. RefSeq names its product cytochrome P450 4C1-like. The transcript is spliced from 8 exons. Gene Ontology annotation, molecular function: oxidoreductase activity, acting on paired donors, with incorporation or reduction of molecular oxygen; heme binding; monooxygenase activity. The coding region runs from base 499 to 2031 and encodes 510 amino acids. The record is from RefSeq and is a predicted model, not a curated record. Lineage: Eukaryota; Metazoa; Arthropoda; Insecta; Hemiptera; Phylloxeridae.
AUAGUGUUGCCAGCAUGUGAUAAGCGUGGUGUGGGGUGGGGUGAAUGUGUUACAACAGUCUAAUCUCAAGACCAUAGAUGACGAGUUACGCAAGAAUAAUAACACGUGGCGCAUGGAGUUACUAACAUACAUACAUACAGGUGAAACUAAUAUAAGCGUGUUAAAAAGAACAAGUUAUUUACUAUCAUUGUAUCGUAAAUGUACAGUUUAAAUUAAGUAGAGUAAAUUUUGUUGCACUAAUUAUGACCUCUUUAAAAGCUACUAAUUAGCUGACGUAAUAUUUUAUUGUGAUUUGUUGCUACUAAUUAGAAAAAUUAAUCUAGUUAAUUGUGAUAUAUAAAUUUUUAUUAUCGAAAUUGUAGUUUCUUAAGUUGAUUUGUUAUUGUCGUGUUCCGUGUUUUAGUUUUAGGUAGCAUCUCUGGCCAGUAGCUCUGCGAAUUGAGUGUCAUGGCGCAACAGAAAUAGAUAACAGCUAAUGAAUAUUUAUGUAUAUAGGACAUGGAUGACUAUAAAAAAUCAGUACUAUGGUCAUUAAUGAAUUUAUUUUUAAUAAUUGGUUCAUUUUUAUUAAUAUUCAAAUUUAAUAUUCUACGGAAAAUUAUAUUGGCCAAUCGAUUGCCUGGUCCUCGUUGGUGGUAUGUCUUAAAAUUGUUACUAAAUGUCAUUAAUCGACCAGAGUCUAUCAUUAAAACUAUAAAUGAUAUAUAUAGUCAAUACGAAAAGUCAUUAUUUAAAAUUUGGUUCGGACCUUUUCUUUGCAUAGUUCCUACAAAACCAGAAGAUAUAUGUGCAAUUUUAAAUCACCCUAAUUUGCAAAAAAAAGGAAUUAUCCUAAAUCCAUUACGAGAAUCUUGUGUAGGAGAUAAUAUAUCGACAUUUGAUGAUUUACAAAAAUGGAAGAUUCAUAGGUAUGCCGCCUUUAAAUGUAUAUCAUUCAAUAAUGGGAAGACAUUUACAUCAUUAAUUAGUAAGGAAGCUGUGGCUCUUGUUGAUUAUUUUAAGCCAAUACAACAGGAUAAAACGAAUGAUUGUGAAAUAUAUAUUCCAAUUCAUAAAAUGCACCUUAAAACCUAUGAAGCAGCAAUUUUUGGUGAAAAUAUUGCCAGGGAAAUUGAUGUGAAUCAUGAUAUUAUUAUUCAAAAUAUGAAAGAUACAUUAAACAUAAUAAUUUAUAGGAUUUUCAAUCCAUGGUAUUUCAAUAAGUCUAUUUUUAAAAUAUCAACGUUUUAUAAAAAAAACAUAAAAAAUAUCAUUAUAUUACACAAUUAUAUUAAUAAGUUAUUCAAGAGAAGUGAAAUAGAGAAAGUUAAGGAAAAUAUUGAUAAAACUAAAGGAAAUACGUUUAUUGAAAUAAUGGAAAAAUUUGACGAUUUGACAGAUGAAGAUACUCGAAAUUUAGCUCACGUCUUUCUUGGAGCUGGAUCUGAUACCGCAUCUAUUACGAUUUCUAAUAUAAUAUUCUUAAUGUCUUAUCAUUCAGAUAUUCAAAAUAUGGUAUUUGUGGAACAAAACAUGAUAUUUUCAAGUGGAGAUCCCAAUCGUAGACCGACUUACGAGGAUUUGCAUCAAAUGAAAUACCUUGAACAAGUUAUUAAUGAAACUCUUCGAAUCCGCUCAUCUACACCCUUCACUGUCCGAUAUAUUGAAGAAGAAAUUUCAGUUGGAGGUUACUUAUUACCUGCAGGAAGUAUACUACUAAUUUGUAUUGGCAAUUUACAUAAAAGUCAUUUGUACUAUAAAGAUCCAGAAAAAUUUAACCCAGAUAACUUUUCACCAGAUGAAUGUCUGAGUCGACAUCCUAAUUCAUUUAUGCCAUUUGGAUUAGGGCCAAGAAAUUGUGUAGGUAAACGUUUUGCAAUGAUACAAAUGAAAGUAAUAAUAUCUACAUUAAUUCGAAAUUACCAUUUUCACUUUUCUGAAAAAUACUCAAAACCAGAAGACUUUAAAGCAACUUAUUCAAUUACACAAACUUUUGAUGAAGGAUGUUACGUCAAAUUCAAACAAAGAGAAAAUAACAUAUAUCCUGUUUGAUGUUUUACUGUUAUUUAAUCAUUUCAUUUUUAUCUACUACGUUUGUAUGAGUGUUUAUAUAUUCUAAAGUUGAAGAAACUAUUUUCUUAUGUUGUUACAAAAAGGCUAAAAUUACUUUUUUUCAAAUAUUUAUAGAGCCAUAGACAUUUAUAAAAUAUGUAUUAACAUUGUAUAUAAAAUAUAAUUAAAUUAUACAAAAAUUAACAUGAUACAUAAUAUACAGGUGGCCCACCACUCACUGACAACUUAAAUAAAUUUUGAUCCAGUUAAUA